Messenger RNA from Gorilla gorilla gorilla (western lowland gorilla), 279 nucleotides. RefSeq names its product small nuclear ribonucleoprotein G-like. The transcript has a single exon. NCBI's taxonomy places the organism in Eukaryota, Metazoa, Chordata, Mammalia, Primates, Hominidae. The record is from RefSeq and is a predicted model, not a curated record. The coding region runs from base 19 to 246 and encodes 75 amino acids. Gene Ontology annotation, molecular function: RNA binding. Gene Ontology annotation, biological process: spliceosomal snRNP assembly; mRNA splicing, via spliceosome. Gene Ontology annotation, cellular component: U12-type spliceosomal complex; U1 snRNP; SMN-Sm protein complex.
GUGCAUGGAGUAGACACCAUGAGCAAAGCUCACCCUCCCGAGUUGAAAAAAUUUAUGGACAAGAAGUUGUCAUUGAAAUUAAAUGGUGGCAGACAUGUCCAAGGAAUAUUGUGGUCAUUUGAUCCCUUUAUGAAUCUUGUGAUAGAUGAAUGUGUGGAGAUGGCGACUGGUGGGCAACAGAACAAUAUUGGAAUGGUGGUAAUAGGAAAUAGUAUCAUCAUGUUAGAAGCCUUGGAACGAGUAUAAAUAAUGGCUGUUCAGCAGAGAAACCCAUGUCGU